CCUCUUGGCGCCUCAAUUAACUGCCAAAACCACAUCACCACCCUGACACUUGAGCUUUUGGUAACCUGGGCCUUUCUCUGUUCUCUAACCUUAGCGCGAGGGAGCGACGAAGACACUACUAUCAAACCGACUGCGAACUCGCAUACUUCUGUGUACUCGGUGCGGAGAAAGAAAGCCCGGCAUACUAACCGCAGAGAGGGGCGCUCCAGCCGAUUCCACCUCCACACUGCCUAACCCUCGCGCCACCACAAUACCCCUUAGGCACUUGGGGUUGAGAUCAAUUAUCCUUCCUCGUUAUAUCCCUUAUUUUCCAGUUUGACUGAAUCAACAUAUUUUACUAUCCAUCAUGUCGAAAAUGUGGGAGGUAGACCCGGAGACGAAGGCGAAGCUCCUCCAAAUCUCCAAAACCAACGGAAACGAUAAAUGCUGCGACUGCGGCGCGCCAUCGCCUCAAUGGGCCUCCCCUAAAUUCGGAAUAUUUAUCUGUCUCAAUUGCGCAGGCACUCACCGCGGCCUGGGCGUCCACAUCUCCUUCGUGCGAUCGAUCACCAUGGACGCCUUCAAGAUCGCCGAGAUCCAACGUAUGGAGCUCGGUGGUAACGAACCAUGGAAGUCAUUCUUCGAUGACCACAUCGUCACUCAGUCCGAAGGCCGUACAUUCGAAGACUCCACCAUCAAAGAGCGCUACGAAGGCGAAGUAGGCGAGGAAUGGAAAGAGAGACUCUCCGCCAAAGUCGAGGGGCGAGAAUACGUUCCGGGACAGAAACCACCACCCCAACCAAAGAAGCAACCCACCGUUGAACUCGCAUCUUCGCGAUCAAGCACACCGUUGGGUCGCGCCUCUCCUGCGUCGCAUGAUGGAUUCGGAGAUAGCGGAAUCCGACUUCGCAGCCCAAGCCCGCCAACAUGCCACCCAACUUGGCCAAACUGUCCAAGUCGCGCCCGCGGUGCGGCUGGUCACUUUCAGCGAUUCGUAGAAGGCCCAGACGAGAACAACGCCGGUCGUCGUCGCGCCGAACCCGAACGUAAGGAUUUCUGGGACGACUUCUCCACCCUCGCACAGGAGGACAGUCACCGCAGAAAUGCCUCCCGCUCCAGCGCCAUCGGAACUGCAGCCAUGAAACCCGGCCCUACCCCUAGUCCCAGCGCCGCGACAGGGAAUGCACCAUCAACGACCGCGAAGGAAAAGGAUGACUGGGACAAUGAUUGGUGAUCUACUUUUGGAGUUGUAGAAUACAUGGCUGAAGCGUAGUGCAUUUAGUGUUUUGUCGCGUUUCUUCGAUUGCCGG
This is a messenger RNA of Aspergillus nomiae NRRL 13137, 1289 nucleotides long. Its product is annotated as GTPase-activating protein GCS1. Gene Ontology annotation, biological process: regulation of ARF protein signal transduction; regulation of endocytosis. Gene Ontology annotation, cellular component: Golgi membrane. The transcript is spliced from 4 exons. The record is from RefSeq and is a predicted model, not a curated record. The annotation marks the transcript as partial. Gene Ontology annotation, molecular function: GTPase activator activity. Lineage: Eukaryota; Fungi; Ascomycota; Eurotiomycetes; Eurotiales; Aspergillaceae.